AUGGCGAGGGACAGUGACGGCGACGGGUUGGGCGCCAACCAAUCAAAAAAGCCACCCGCCGCCUGGGUUGACUUCGACGAACCACAGCAGCAGCCUCCGCAGCAGCAUCACCGAGUAAAGAGCCAGAGGCACAUGGUUGGCGGUGCUGCAGGAGGGCGUCUUCAUGCGCGGAUCCCCUCAUCGAAAGGUUUCCCAAAACAUCACACGACAGCCACCGCAAAGACGAAUCGCAAGCACGGAUCCCUCUCCCCCGAACGCGGAACUGGCGCUGCUCUGGCGUCUCAUCACCACCGUCGCGCGACCUCGGAAUUGAAAUUGUCGACACGCGACCCGUCGUCAACCAAUUUGAAGAACACAUCCUCGACCAACCUCAAAAAGAACACAUCACAAACCAACCUGCUGAAGCGAAAUCGCUCGCACGCCGAGGUCACCAAAAGGACAAAGUCCGCCACGAAUCUCCAGCGAUCACUCUCCAAUCCGGCAGUCCACAAGUUACGGUCUUCUGGAACUGCCAAGGUCCAAUUCAAUCUCGCUGACGACGACGACCAGGACGAGGCCCAGGACGACGAAGACGAGUGGGUGGAUGCCAGCUCAUCUGCCUCACCUCUCCUCUCUCGACGCGGCUCAGCUGUCAGCUCUGCGCACACGGCCAACCCAACCGACGACGAGGAAGACUCGGUCGUCGGAUCGCCGACGCCCCGCGCUGAAGUCCAUCGGACUUUGAGUAACGGAGCACAGAGUGAGGCACACAUUGACGCGCGUACCAGCACUCACGACGCGCCACAAAGCACCGACGGCAGCCUGCCUCGCAACAAAUCUAACUACCUCACGUCUCGAAUCCUCUCCCGAACCUCAUCACACGGCGCACCGCCCAUGAUGUCUGCCGAAACCGCGUCUGCCCGACCGCCAUCGAUACGGCAGCAGUCACCGCCCGACUCGAGCCCUAGUCCAGCACAAUACCUCUCGAAUACUCCAGGUACCGCUGGAUCUUCCCAGGUCCGACCGGGUAGCAGUGGCAAGGCAGAGCUCACUUCCAGAUUUGUAGGGAAUAACAGCCAGGAGCCCGGUUCUGGGAUAGCGGGCGAGUCAUUUAUCCUAGCUGCCAACAGAGGUGGUCUUUCCCGGGCCGCGUUGAACGGGACGGAUGAUGUUAGUGUACCCAAACGGCGGCAGUCACUCGGCGCGUUGUCACAAGCCCGAGGCAUCGAUGCUAUCAACGCACGUCGGGCAGCGGCAGCAGCGGCCGGGGAUGGGAGCGACGACGAUGAUGACGAAGAAGAGCUCACCACGCGGAGAACUCGCUCCCGGCGGAGCGGUGACUACGCUGCGCCCCGCGAGAUGAACCGAACUCAACAGAAGUUGAACCUCCAGCGCGCCAGUUCCAGCCUCGAGCCAACACAGGCACGUCCCGGCAUUGGAAUGGGAAUAGGCCCAUCAGGCGUCGCGGCCGGCGCCGUGGGAGGUUCGAGCUCGUACGACUCCAGAGACCCGCGGGUAACCAAGACCUUGGAGCGGACCGGCAUGGAGUACCUCACUGUGCGCCGCCACCUCAACCCCGUGGCCCGGUCGAUCGCCCGCGUGAUGCAGCUUCCGGGGUUCGAUAAUAGCCGCCGCAUUCCGCGCCCAGGCACCGCCUCGUCCUACCACGUCUCACGCCUGUCUGAACAGGUACCGGUGACGCGCAGCUCCAGCAUGACCGACCUCAUCAAUGGCCACGGCCACAACGGCGGACACACGAACGGGGAUAGGAAUGGACGACGGCCUCCUACCCCUAGGAGCGGCGGUGGUGGAAGCGUCUUUUCAACCCUGCAAAGUGCAAGCUCGAGUCUAGGAACCGAUGGUGAAAAUGACGAGGACGUUCCAACCCGGAUCCAUGAACGACCCGGCCUGCCCAGACACAACCAUGUUCUUCGCAAUGGUCAUGGUCCUAACAGUCAUCACGCCCACAACGGACACAACGGUCAUAACGGACACAACGGUCAUAACGGACACAACGGUCAUAACGGACACAAUGGCCACGGACUGAGCGGGUCGAGUUUGGUAGAUGGCGCCGAGGAUGCCGGCACAGUGGCGCUACUCCGGAUGAUGUGGGAGAAGAACGUGGACCUGAGCGCAAGCCAAGAUUAG
This is a messenger RNA of Dichotomopilus funicola, 2127 nucleotides long. RefSeq lists its product as uncharacterized. The record is from RefSeq and is a predicted model, not a curated record. Bases 1 to 2127 code for a protein of 708 amino acids. Gene Ontology annotation, cellular component: TORC1 complex; fungal-type vacuole membrane. The transcript has a single exon. NCBI's taxonomy places the organism in Eukaryota, Fungi, Ascomycota, Sordariomycetes, Sordariales, Chaetomiaceae.